This is a messenger RNA of Mercenaria mercenaria, 420 nucleotides long. Its product is annotated as L-xylulose reductase-like. The record is from RefSeq and is a predicted model, not a curated record. The transcript has a single exon. Gene Ontology annotation, biological process: glucose metabolic process; xylulose metabolic process. Lineage: Eukaryota; Metazoa; Mollusca; Bivalvia; Venerida; Veneridae. Gene Ontology annotation, molecular function: carbonyl reductase (NADPH) activity; L-xylulose reductase (NADPH) activity. The coding region runs from base 1 to 420 and encodes 139 amino acids.
AUGCCGUUUGACUUUAAUGGGAAGAAAGUGCUAGUGACGGGAGCAGUUAAAGGAAUCGGACGAGGAGUGGCUAUUGCUCUAAGUGAAAGUGGUUGCAAAGUUUAUGCUUUAAGUCGGACAAAAUCUUCACUCGAUUCGUUAACAGAAGAAUAUCCAAAUAUAACAUCUAUUGUAGCGGAUUUAUGUAAAUGGGAAGAUACGAAGAAAAAGUUAGAAAAGCUUGAAGUUUUGGACGGUUUGGUGAAUAAUGCAGGGAUAGAUGGCUAUGAUUACACAGCAUUGGAGUGUCCAAGAGAGUACUUGUGUAAGUUACUGGAUAACAACCUUCUUAGCGCAAUAAACUGUUCACAAGUGGUUGCUAAGAAAAUGAUAGAAGUCAAAAUUAAAGGGACAAUAGUCAAUGUAUCGAGUGUAGCAUAG